Misgurnus anguillicaudatus (oriental weatherfish) is the source of this 2642-nucleotide messenger RNA. RefSeq names its product GRIP and coiled-coil domain containing 1 (gene gcc1). Gene Ontology annotation, cellular component: Golgi apparatus. NCBI's taxonomy places the organism in Eukaryota, Metazoa, Chordata, Actinopteri, Cypriniformes, Cobitidae. The record is from RefSeq and is a predicted model, not a curated record.
AAAUGAUUAAACUUUUAUUUUGUACUCCCAUGUCACUUCCCAAGCAGGAAGAGACUGUAGUGCAAGUAAACAGGACACGUAUUCAGGUUAUUGCGGUAGUGGUUGUAUCAUUGAGCAUGAAACCUGACUGAGUGAUACAACAUGGAGAAAUUUGGCAUGAGCUUCGUUGGAGGCCCAAGCAAGAAAGAACUGCUUGACACCAUUGAAGUGCAGAAGAAACAACUAGUAAAGUAUCAGACUCGUUUUAAAGAUGUUGUCAGGGCAUACCAAGGCCUACUUAAGGAAAAAGAAGCAUUGGAAGCCAGCCUGCAGGUCCUGACCAUUUCUCAAAAGGUCGACUUAAGUCAUCGUGAGGAUGGUUUUUCUUCAAGUGGAAGCCAUGGGAACACAGAACGACCAUCUGACUUCGGGGAUGACCGCUGUUCCCUUCAUAGUGAAGAUAGUCAGGACACAGCAGCCUCUGCAGAUACAGCCGCCAGUGUGACCAGUAGUAGCACAAAAGGAGACCUAGUGGAGGAGGACCAAACCUGUACAGUAGAUGGAGCUAUUGGUGUCGUCGCACCUGUCUUGACCCAACAAGCUGAUGAAGCAAAUGGGUCUGAGAGCGGCAUCAGUACCGGAAGCAGUGGAUGUAUGGAGCAGCCACCACCCGCUGUUUCCUCUGCAGUAGAAGCAGACCGUUGUGUACUCCAGCUGAAAACACAACUAUCCACCCUGACCAGUUCCCUGGUAACCGUCACUCAAGAGAAAUCCAGAAUGGAAGCCUCGUUCCAGGCGGACAAGCGGAAGAUGAAGCAGGAACUGGAGGAGCUACAGGCCAGGAUGGAAGAAGUUCAGAAGCAGCACCAGGCGGAGCUUCAGAGCCUGCAAGAGCAACUGGCAGAGAGCAAAGCCCGUGUCAUCACCCAGCAGCACGAACGGGAACGGGAGCAAAGCGAUCACGCGCACAUGCUCAGAGAGCUCCAGAAACUCCUCCAGGAGGAGCGGGGACUGAGACAGGAUGCAGAGCUCAAACUGGAAGAUGCACGAGAAGGCCUAGCCGAGGCGAUGCAGGCAGCGGAUCGAGGGCUGGAUUCUGAGACGCAACUGAAAGACAUCACUCAGGAACUAGAUGAGCUGAGGAAGAGACUGAAGGCUGCAGAAGAGGAGAAGAGCAAACCAGACCCACGUGUGGAAGAGCUUCAGCUGGAGAUGGCAGAGCUCAAAGCACACUUUCAUCAGCAGCUUCAGCAGGAAAUAAGAAAGACUGCACAGACAGAGGAGCGUUUAAGAGACCAGGCGCAGAUGGAGGAAGCGCGAGUUGCCAGCCUCGAGGAGCGAGUAUCUGAACUUUCUGAGUUACUGGGUGCCUGCGAGAAGGCCAGACAGAAGGACCAACAGAACGCUCAGAGGUUGCGGGAGCGCAUCCUUCAACUAGACACGGAAAAUAAAACCUUGGCUAUCGCAGCCGUCAACAGGACGACAACGUCCGAUCUAAGCAUCGAUGACACAAACUUGAACGUGGACGUGUUGAAGGACAAGCUUGAGAAGGUGAAGAAGUUACUGCUGUUGGCUGCACAAAGAUCUCAAAACCAGAAUUUAGAUAUUGAAAGACUUAUAGAGGAAGAGAAAGACGUCGAAGCCUCUGAAGGUGAGAAGACCACCGUACUUCACUACCAGCAAGAGCUCCGGCAACUGAGAGAGGAGUUUGAACGCUACAAAAUGAGAGUACAAGGUGUCCUGAAGACUAAAAACACAAAAGAUGGCAACCAAGCCAAAGAGUUGGAGGAAGCACGUGACCAGCUGGCUGAGCUGAAGGAGAAGUACAUAAACCUUCGCAUCUCUUCAGAUGAAGCCGAAGCACGGCACAAACGUGAACUGGAGGAGCGACAGCAAGGUCUUGUGGUGCUCCAACAGGCCCAUAAACAGGAAGUUGAGAAGUUGGACGCCCAGCAUAGGGAGAACUUCCUUCGGCUCGAAGAAGAGCUGCACAAACAAAGAGACCGCACGAUGGCCCUACUGGCAGAAAAAGACCUCGAGCUGGAGCGGCUUCGGGCUGCUGCGGUGGUUGGCUUUGGAAGCCAUCAGAGAUUUCCUGCAAAUAAUGGUACAGUGAUGGAAGAAGGUGACGUGGAGGGGGAUGAUCCAGCACAGGAAGAAAGUGACAUUAUCGCUCAAGCCCUCAAACUAGCCGGGCCGAACGAGCCGACUUUAUUACUGUACGCCGAACAGCUUGCACGCAAGGAGGUAGAGGUUGCCGCUUUACGCAAACAAAAGCAUCGACUCCAAGAAGACUUGCACCAGUUGCAAGGAAAGCUCAUUGCUAAUGGGGAGAGACAUGAAGAAGAGAUUGCUGAGCUACGCGGCCAGCUGGACAAGCGUAUUCGGGACCAGGGAAGAGAUGGCGCCAAUCUUGAGUAUCUAAAGAACGUGAUUUACAAGUUUCUCACGCUGCAUGACACCAGAGGGCGACAGCAGACACUCACGGCUAUUUUGACCAUUUUGCACUUUAGUCCUCAAGAGAAGCAAGUUGUCCUGAAGCAGCAGGCCCACAGCUGGUGGACGGCAGGGAAGCGAUAAUGCAAAAAGAGACACUUUAUAGGCCAACAAUUUGGUGUGUAGUUGUGAAAGGGUACCAAAAAGAGCAACGUGAACAUAUUUCA